UUUUUAAGGCAAUACAGCAGUUUUCUAUAAUAGAGUCCUAAAAUUAGGAAAUAAAAGCCAAGGCAUGACUUGUAUUGCUGGUGGUGGGUAGUUUAGCACCCUGAAAACAAGAUUCAUACGUUUCUUUGUGGUCCAGAAUUACCGCUUAGGUUUUCUGGGUUUGGUUUUGUUGACAACCCUUCCCCCCAUACAUCCUCUCUUUUUUUCUGGAAAAAUGGGUUGUAUCUCGUUUAUGGCUUGCACAAAAUUGUUGCAUUCACUCUAUUCUAUGUCGUGAUAUCCCAUUAUUAGAUUUAUGGCUUCUUCCCAGAUUGAGAUUGCUUCGUCUUCACCGUUUGUUUGUGUUCUAAGAGAUCACAAUCGGCAUGAACGAUGUAAUAGAGAGAGCAAUGCCAGGGCUGGGGCUGCUGCUGCUGCUUUUCAGAAGAAUCUUCAAGGAUUGGUUAGAGAAAAUCUCCAUACUUGCAUCUCUGUUUCUUCUGAUUGUGCCUCUAAUGACAAUCCAAGAAAUCAUAUUAAUACCAGUAUUGAUGAUCAUCAUCAAGACUUACGGCGCUUACCCGGUAACCAAGAUAGCAUUGCCAAGAAUGUAAAUGAUUCUUCGACUAGGAGAAGCAAGCAAGCAAGAAUUCUUGACCAAUGGGCCGCUAUGCAGGCUCGACAAAUGGUGUCAACAAUUGAGAGGCAGAGUGAGGAGGCAGGGUUGUUGAUUACAUCUUUGAAGAAAUCAUCUCCGAUGCAACAGAACUCUCUAGACUCUGAAAGUUUUAAUCGCGGGGCCUCUUCUCUCGUUCAGAUAUGGGAGGCAAGGCUACAUCGAUCGGAUGCGUGCCUUAAUAGGUCCCGUAGCCUGAACAAUAGCAGGACAAGCUCUGCAUCUAGCCAGACUGAAACUGCUCUGUUCAGCGCUGAAGAGAGAAUAAGACAAUCUGAUAUAGCCGACUCUACUACAAAAGAGAACAAUAGUAGGACAAGUCCUGCAUCUAGCCAUAUUGAAACUGCAUCAUCCAGAGCUGAAGAGAGAUCAAGACAAUCUGAUAUAGUCGACUCUAGUACAAAAGAGGACACUUUUGUGGAUUGUGGCACGGUGAAGAGUGCACCUUCAUCCAUACAUUUCAGGGAUACAGAUGCAGGAGAGCCCGAUAAAGUUAAGAUUGUUGACAUCAUUAGGAGACUAACAUCUGAUGGAAAUGAUCACGAUCAGAAGUUGAACAGUGCUGGUGAUUGCCUAUCCAGAGAGCGUAGGAAUUCUUCAGGUUCUGAUCGGACAGAGCAGAAAGUCUUGCCACAGGUUGUAAAUCCACCAAAGAUAAGAGGACGACAAGCCUUUAAUGAUUUACUUUUGCAAAUGGAGCAAGAAAGGCAUAGAGAGCUUGGCUGGUUAGGAGAACGCCAAGCUGUUUCAAAAUUUUCUCAACGUGGCCGCAUUCAGUCCUUGCUUCGUCUGAGAUUCCUGCAUCGUAGUAUGGCGUUUGAAGAUCAACAGCGACCGCGAUCAUCUCAAUCAACAACAUCGUGCAAUGGUGACCGUUCACAACAAGGGUCUACCAUCAUGCAUCUCAGGGAGAAAUUUAGUGCAGGAGUGGAGCAAGCCACAACUCUGAGUGACUCUACUACUCCAAGAAGCACUACAGAGAUGGUCAAUAGCAUUGUACAGAGGUAUGCUUCCGUACACAACGAGUUGACUUCAGAUAGUUAUCAGCAAGAAACUUCUACUAGUGAUGAGCAGGAGAGUGAAUCCCAAGUUAAGAAUUUAGCAUCAGCCACACGUGAAGUCAUUGAAAAAGUUCAUGAAGAAACUUAUGCGGUUUCGGAUGUCUCAUGGCAAGGAACAAGCCUGCAGGAUAGUUGUCAGCAAGAAACUUCUACUAGUACUGAGCAGGAGAGUGAACCCCAAGUUGAGAAUUCAGCAUCAGCCACAUCUGAAGUCAACGAAAAAGUUCUUGAAGAAACUUGUGCAGUUUCGGGUAUCACAUGGCAAGGAACACGCCUGCUGAUUCAAAUUUUUGAUCCACCAGAAACUUCUGAAACAACACCACCCUUGAAUGACUGGGAUGAGAAUGAGAUAGGAGAGGAGGGGGUGGAGUAUUUUGAACAAAUCAAUUAUGAUUGGUUUAGUGAUAUAGCUCGCCCUCGAAGUUAUUGGGAAGAUAAAAGAAAAGCACGGUAUGAAGAGAAGCUUGGUACUAGCUCAGACAAUGAUGAGAUAAGGCAACUCCUUGAAAGAGGAACAGUCUCAAAUUUUCUUGCUGGUGACUUACGAGACAGAAUAGACCAAUUGAUGAUGUCUCAUGCACAAAGACAAGCCAGUCAAGAAGAUGAAGAACUAGAAGAGGAUAGUCAGGAGAGAAUGGGACAGCUGAUGUUGUCUUACUUCCAAAGGCACUUACACCCAGCAGGCAAUCAAGAAGAAGAACAAGAGCAUGAACAAGAACAAGAACAAGAACUGGAUGGAAGAAGUGAAGUAGAAGAGACAAUAGAAGAAGAAUGCAUAUCAGAAGAAGGAAGCCCAUCUAGCCAUCAAUAUAUGGAAGCCACUGACUAUUUUGAUCAAUCCUCACCAUCUCAGCAUUCUCCGUAUCCGUUUAGGUCAUGGAAUUACAGUGAUGAUAAUGAAGUAGCUGAUUUUUGUGAACAGGCUCAAACUACACCUUUGCACCUACCUCUUCCACCUCAAGCUUCCAAUCAAGAUAGGCGUUACUCUUCCUCUAAAAGUCAUUCAUCACUUGAAAUGGAAUUCGUGUACGAUUUAAAAGGCCAUAUGGAGCAACUUCAGCGUGAAAUGUCAGAACUCCGAAAAGCAAUUCAGAGCUGCAUGGAAAUGCAAAUGAAUUUGCAGAACUCCUGGAAGGCGCGGGAAGUAUAUCCAGUUCAAGGGAAUGGAAAGAAUUCGCCUGAUAGGAGACCAAACAAACGUAGCUGCUGUAUCUGCUAUGGAAAGCAGGUCGACUCUUUUCUGUAUAGAUGUGGGCAUAUGUGCACCUGUCUCAAAUGCGCCCACGGGCUGCGGCAGGGCAGUGGAAAAUGUCCAAUUUGUCGAGCUCCAAUAUUGGAUGUCGUGCGAGCAUACCUGGAUUCAUAGUGAACUGGUGAACGAGUUCUUGCUCUAGAGGACCGUCUUUUUCAUAUAACUUAACGCAUUUGAUGCUGACUUUGGAAAAAGGCAAAUCUUUUUACUUUGCUUCUUUCACCUCAUUGGAUCAAUAUAACCAUCUAAUCUUUGUAGUCACAAGUAAUAUCUGAUCGAUACUGUCUCUCCUUUUCAAAUUUACGCUGUAAAUGCUUUUGAGUAGUAAAAUUUAACAGUCUCAGUAGGCUGUUGUUUAA
Messenger RNA from Populus trichocarpa (black cottonwood), 3327 nucleotides. RefSeq lists its product as uncharacterized. NCBI's taxonomy places the organism in Eukaryota, Viridiplantae, Streptophyta, Magnoliopsida, Malpighiales, Salicaceae. Bases 296 to 3082 code for a protein of 928 amino acids. The transcript is spliced from 7 exons. The record is from RefSeq and is a predicted model, not a curated record.